AUAGCUCUUGGUUCGUAAUGUGACCUUGUCGAUAGCGUAUUCUGGUUGUGUACAUAGGUGGUUUUAGACUUAGUAUUCUUCGUCCCAUGUUGUUCUUUAUUCUUCAUGAGCUGUUCGUCUUGAUUACGUCUUCUUCUCUCCGAUUAUCUACCGAUCACUAAGGUUUCUGUACCCUACAGCGAUAUAAUCCAUUGGAAACAUUAUGGAAACCUCAUUAUAAGUUGACGGGUUUUAUUAAGCCUAUGAUCACUGAUGUUUUUAUUUUACUUAGAUACUACAGCCGAUAAUUCGCUUGUUUCCCGUGAUGGUGGGCCGUUUUUGUUUUCUUAAUUCCUCGAAUUUUAAUGGAUGACUUUUAUCAAUGUUGAAUCUAAUUACGUUUUUUCUCUCUCUCUAUAUAUAUACUUGCCGUAAGACAAUUUUACGACAGUUCUAAAGUUUAGGGACUGACUUUUAGAUGGUUUCAAAGUAUUCUGAAAUUUUAUUGUUCUAGGCUCAUGAUAGUGAUUCAACUAUUAAGUUGGUAUUCACCAUUUAAAAUGUAGUAUGAAAUAGUUUUCAGCCCACAAAUUAGCGGUAAAGUUAGUCUUUACGAGAGAGUGCGGGUAAAUGUCCAACUUGACCUCGAGAACCGUAGUAUAUGAAUUACUUUUUGUCAAAGUGUCCGGGAAAGCAAGACGUGAUAAGUUUCAGUUUCAGUCUCAACUUCAGUUUGAGAAGGACAGAAGCCUAAGUGGCCCGUGUUAUUUCUAGCAAUAAUGAUCUUAUUUGAGGUGAUUUUGCACCAAUUUGUGUACCGAUAGAGCAUCAGUUAUCGACUAAGUCCUUGUUCUCUUAAUUAUUUUAAUCUUUUUUGACUAGAAAUUAUCGUCCAGAUAUGUGUAAUUCAGAAGAAACAUCUCACUGGCGUUCUUGCAGAAGGUUAAACGACAUUUGGACCCAUACUGAAGUGGUUACAUUACAGCCUCAAUUAUUGGUACACGCAAUAAUUGGUCAAAAGUAGCCAGCGUCAAGUUAGCGUUUUGAAAAGUUGCCAGCAACUUUCGCAGUUGCUCGAAAGCACUUCUGUGAACUACUGUACGGGGAUAGUAUCUUUAAGGAAUGCUUUUCAGAUAACCUCUAUGUUCUAUUUAUAAAUUAAAGAUAACCAUUUGAGACGUAGAUGACAGACACAUAAGGCAAGGCCAUAUAAAAGCACAUAAAUAUAAUUACUCAGGUUAUUGAUAACGGAAGUACGGAGGAAUGUCACAAGGUACCUGACAUGGCUAAAAUAACAAUAUGGACAGAGGUGCUAGGACAAAAAUAGGCUACACAGGAGUGUGAUAAGAGUGGCUACAAUUUAAUUGUGCAGUUACAGAAGUCUAAACAUAUCUGUGAGUGGCUGACUAGCCAAUUAAAUCUUUGUAUAUUUGGCUAUAAAUCACAGGUUUUACAAUAGGAUUAAUAUUUUUACACCUCUAACAAGACUUAUGUGAACGAGAAUUUUUAAUUCUCACCUUUAUGUUUAGAAGGUUAUUACUUUUACCUCUUUAUAUCAGAAAUCGGAAAUUCAAAUGACACAUUUUGUAGGUGAAUUUGUUCAUAUUUCAAUGUACUAAAUAGACUGUUAAUUUGCUUUAUUCUUAUUCUUGUUUGGAUAGGUGUGGGAUCUUAGUGGAUAAAACUAUUUUAACUAUUCUGAGUGAUAUCAUAUACCACUUAUAAACUACAAACUACUGGAUCUACACCAUACUUAUGAUAUUGAUUUCUGUGUUCUGGAUAUUAACAGUUAUAUUACUCGAUGUCAGAUGUGAAGUAUUCGAACUGGAUAGCAGAUUCAUUGAGUUUAUCGACAAGGGUCCUUGGCUUGUCCAGUUUUAUGCUCCUUGGUGUGGAUUCUGUCGCCGUUUGUCUGGUACAUACGAAGAAGCCAGCAGGAUACUACUUCAUACGGAACCUUCAAUCAAAGUUGCUAGACUUGACGCCACAAUAUACACCGGAAUAGCCAAGAUGUUCGAUGUGCGAGGUUUCCCAACAAUUAAGUAUAUUAAUGGCACAGUAUCAUAUACAUUUAUCGGUGAUCGAACUGUUCAUGGUCUUGUUACAUUUGCGCAAAGAGCUAAUGGACCAGCAGUAAAGAAUUUUGAAGAAAGUCAUGAAUUUGAAGAACGUUUAAAAAAACUAUCUUCAGAUGAACCAUUUUUCUUCUUAAUUAAACCAGCUAAUUCUAUUUUAGAGAAAACAUUUCUACAAGUAGCUGAACAAUUACGUAUAUUCUCAUGGUUUUUCAGCGGUUCAUUAUCAGUUAUCACUUCUCCUUACAUUGAGACUUUGAAAUCAUCCAAUGAUAUAUUUACAGAGAUUUUAGUUUUUAAAGAUUCUCAAGUUUAUUCUUAUCCUGGUCUAUUUUCAAAUAAAAAUUUCCAAUUAACAAAUAAUACGGCGGAAUUAUAUCAAGAUCUAAUAUUAUGGACGUUACGUGAACGACAGCCGGGAUUUCCGAAAUUAUCUCAUUUUGAUUGGUGGGAAUUUGCAUCGAAUGAAUUAUUGGACAUUCAAAAUCAUAAUCCUAAUACUACUAGUACUAAUACUACAGAUGAUAAUAGUAGAAGUAAUAGUAACGAUGAUUCAGUGGUUCAACAAUCAUUACAUUCAAAUACAAGUCCAGUACAAUCAUAUCGAAAUUAUCGUUUACUUGGAUUAUUUGUUAUUGAUCAAUUAAUAGAAAAGAGUUCUCCAUCUAGGGUAUUGGAAUUCGGGAGGAAAUUAGCUCUUAAACGUCUACCGCAUAUAAUACGCUAUUUCCAAUUAGCAUGGACUAAUGAUGUAGAAAGUUUAGAGAAUUUGGCUAUGAGAACAAUAACUGUACCAAAUUUCAUUGUUUUAAAUCCUGUUACACAUGAAUUAUUUGUAUAUUUAUCAAAUCACUAUUCAUCAUAUUCUUCAUUAUUUGAUGAGAAUAAUUUAAUUAAUUUCUUAAUGCUUAUUAAUGACGGAAAGAUUAAAGGUAUUGGAGGUAAUACAAUUUCAAUAAGACUACAACGUUUAGGAUAUAAUUUUCUUAUCGGUUUCUCGAAAUUCCUCACUACUCGACCAUUGUUUGCACUUUUAAUUCUUGGAGUACCAGCAUUAAUGUUCAGUGGAAUUAUCUACUUAUGUUGUUGUUUGGACGCAAGGUAUGCAACUUAUGAUGACGGUGAAGAUGACCAACUUUCUAAUUACGGCAUUUACCAUAAAGCAUACUCAAAUCAAAAGAUAAUUGGCAUUGAUAAUUUCACUGGUGAUAGAUCAAUUAUCGACUCGAAUUCAAGCUAUUUGGAUACUAGUAGUAGUAGUAGCAGUGGUAUUAGUGUCAACGCAACGAAGGCUGUUCAUUUUCGAGAUAUGCAUAAUUCUCCUCCACGUCGACGAUAUCGUCAUGAAGUUUUGCAUAACAGCAAGAAAAAUAUUCAAAAUAUUGGUCCUGUUUAUUCAGAGGAUGAAUUAAAGAAAAGAAUUGAAGAUUCGCGUGCGAAAUUAGCGAAAUUAAAGAAACAAGCAUAAAUGUAUUUCUUAUUUCCAUUCAUUCAUCAGCACAGAAUUAUCACAAUAACCUACGUGCAUAAUAGUUUAUUUUCUCUAAUCAUGUAUGUAUCACACAUAUCAAUUUGUGUAGCACUGAUAAGCAUGUGUUUGAUGUGCACUAACUGGUUUUGUUUUUUACAAUAUCUUGAUAUUACAUAACCUCAUUAUCAUUCUUCUGGAUGUUUUAUUCCAGUGAAAGAAACGACAAGUCAUAUUUAUUUCUUGUAUCUUUGAACUUUAUUACUCAAUGUAUGCAUUUAUUCAUCAUAUAUUAUUCUUAAUAUUGCGUUAUAUAAUUGAAUAUAUUGUUAGUUUACUCAA
Messenger RNA from Schistosoma curassoni, 3864 nucleotides. The record is from the annotation of a GenBank genome assembly. Lineage: Eukaryota; Metazoa; Platyhelminthes; Trematoda; Strigeidida; Schistosomatidae.